GCGCCGAGAGAAACCCCGCGGCGGAUCAGCUGCUUGUUGACAAAUGGGAGGAGGAAGGCGACGGGCGACUCACGGUCCCAUUCAGCUAUUCUGCCACGCUUUUCAGUCGAUUCCUAGCCACUCACAAUGUCGUCUGAGAUUAACUUGCUGCUAGAGAAGGCAACAAGCCCAUUGCUGCUGGACAUAGACUGGGACUCAACUCUGCAUAUUGUUGAUCUGAUACGCCAGGGAGAUGUGAACCCCAAGGCAGCCGUUCAGUCGUUGCUGAAUCGCCUGAAGGACACAAACCCUAAUGUUGUCCUUCUGGCACUGCAAGUGUUUGAGUCUGUCGUGAAGAAUUGCGGGCAGUCUGUGCAUGAGCAGGUGGCAUGUCGAGGUGUUAUGGAGCAGAUUAGUGACAUUUUGCGCUCUAAUCCUAAUGAAGAAGUGAGAAAGAAGAUCCUUAUGAUGCUGGCCACUUGGGUUUAUGCUUUUCGGAAUGAGCCCAAGUAUCGUGCUGUACAGGAUACGGUGAACAUUCUGAGAACAGAAGGUUUCCACCUGCCGACUGUGAGUGAGAGUGAUGCUAUGUUCACAGCUGACCGAGCACCAGAUUGGGCCGAUGGUGAAUGCUGUCACCGUUGUAGGUCACAGUUUACCAUUAUAAGACGGAAGCACCAUUGCCGUGCUUGUGGGCAAGUCUUUUGUGGGGAUUGCUCAAGCAAAUUUUCUACGAUCCCAAAGUUCGGCAUUGAGCGUGAAGUUCGUGUUUGUGAGUCCUGUUAUGACGAUAUCAACAAAUCAACAGUUCUGGACCCAGUGCCCUGGGGCCAAGAGACCAGACCAGCAGAAAGUCCUCAGCGCCCACCAACCAACACCAGUAAAGUGGAGAGUGAAGAAGCCAGUAGUCCCAAAGCUGCUAAGACCCCUGCAAAAUGA
Messenger RNA from Penaeus monodon (black tiger shrimp), 918 nucleotides. Its product is annotated as hepatocyte growth factor-regulated tyrosine kinase substrate-like. The transcript has 8 exons. NCBI's taxonomy places the organism in Eukaryota, Metazoa, Arthropoda, Malacostraca, Decapoda, Penaeidae. Bases 127 to 918 code for a protein of 263 amino acids. The record is from RefSeq and is a predicted model, not a curated record. Gene Ontology annotation, molecular function: metal ion binding; ubiquitin binding; phosphatidylinositol binding.